AUGGAUGUACAAGUUCCUUCAGGUCCUUGGAAACGUCUCUCCGAAGAAGACAAGAACAAAUUUAUCCGUUUGCGUCACUACUUCCAUCAAAUGCAGAAGACGGUAAAGGAUCAUUUCUAUUCCUCUUUUUCAACGGAGUUAGAGUAUGUAAUUGAAUUCACAGACUAUACUCCAGUAUCCAGAGAGGACAGAUGUGCAAUUGCAGGCCUUGCAAUCGCCGGACCAUUUAUAGCUGUGAACACGCGUCAAUUGAUGGCCUUUCUGGGGCGCUGCAAAUCAUCUAUAAACGGAAGCCUACAAAAUCUUGGAUACCAAUCAUUGCGUUCAAAAACAAAAUCACGAGAAUGCGUAUUAGCAAUUUUGCCAUCGUUUGAACAUGAUUCGAGUAUCCUCAGGCAAUGGACAGUCCGGCGUGUUACCGAUAGUGCAAGGAUCUGCUUUCUAAGUCGUUAUCCAACUGCUAGAUUACCAACAAUCACCGCAGCCGACUUGAUUGAAGAGAAGAAACCAAGAGCAGAGAAGACAUCACCGCAAAUGAUGCCUGUAGAAAAGCAGCCACAGUUCACCAGCCUUCCUAUUCAGUUACAACCUCAAGCACCAUCAAAUCAGAUGCCAGAAAUGUCGAAUUCGUACUCUGUUGAAUGCUUCACACAGGAUGCAGCAUUCCCAAUCGAACCAGAACCUUAUUUGAUAUCUCACUCGAAUUCAACAAUGUUUUUAGAUUCUUUCGACUGGUCAUGGGACCAAUAA
This is a messenger RNA of Trichomonas vaginalis G3, 750 nucleotides long. Its product is annotated as transcription-initiator DNA-binding domain ibd family. Bases 1 to 750 code for a protein of 249 amino acids. The transcript has a single exon. The record is from RefSeq and is a predicted model, not a curated record. Lineage: Eukaryota; Parabasalia; Trichomonadida; Trichomonadidae.